Messenger RNA from Naegleria fowleri, 3957 nucleotides. RefSeq lists its product as uncharacterized. The record is from RefSeq and is a predicted model, not a curated record. Bases 1 to 3957 code for a protein of 1318 amino acids. Gene Ontology annotation, molecular function: ATP binding; microtubule binding; microtubule motor activity. Gene Ontology annotation, biological process: microtubule-based movement. NCBI's taxonomy places the organism in Eukaryota, Heterolobosea, Eutetramitea, Acrasida, Naegleriidae. The transcript is spliced from 5 exons.
AUGAGCGGUGCAGUUGGAGAAAAUGACUCCUCUCAAAUAAUGACGAAUCAAGCGAUCUCCUCAAUACCUUCUUCGGAGCUGGUGAUGCGUUUUUGCAGAUUCAGACCCUUCAUCAAGUAUGAAAUGAACGAUGAAAGCGAUAAGAAGGCUCAAUGUAGUGUUGCCUUCCAUAAAUCUUUGAAGAAUGUUCUAUUAAAGUACGGAGUUGAAAAGCCAGUGAAAUAUGAUUUUGAUAAAGUAUUCCCCAUGAGUACAACUCCAGAACAGAUCUUUGAUUCGCUUGGAUUACCAAUGUUGAAUGAGUCGAUAACCACUGGAUGUAAUAACAUUCUUAUCAGUUGUGGAGGAAAAUACAGCGGACGAUCGUUCUCCAUUGUUGGAGGAAGGAACUGGGAAAGUGAAGAUGUUGGGCCUAAUGAUGCCCUUCUGUUCCGAAGCAUAAAGUUUCUUCUCGAACACAAAUAUGCCCUUACAUUAUCGGUGAAUAAGGUGAGAAAUGGUUCUUCGGUUGAAUUGAUGAAAAAGCGAGAAUCAAAUACCAUAAGUUCUUUGCGAGAUCUCAAUGAAUGCUUAAAGAUAGUUCUCAGGGAGGAUCAAAUUGAAAACAUUUCAGGAACCAUCAUCUACACCGUCAAAAUCGAAGAUAAAGAUCGAACCAAGAGAUUUUAUCUCACUUUGAUCGACUCUACAUUGGAAGAUAUACACCUCAUUUCAGAGGUGUUGAGAGGGGAGACAACAGAAUCCAAUUUAUUAUUUAAAAAUAUUCUUAAUGAACUUAUUGUAGGAAACUUUAAAGUAGUGGUAUUGGCAAAUUGCUCUCCGCAUGUUUCUGCAGCUGAAGUUGCAAAGAAGACUAUGGACAUAACGACUGGUUUUUCGAUUACUAAGACAGUUCACACGGAUCCACCAUCAAGCGUUGGAAAUACUUCUCAGGUUGUUGGAAAACUUGCCAAAAAUUAUGAGGAUAUGAUAGCUAGGCUAAGACUAAACCAUAAUGCCCUCAAAGAAACAUGCAUAACACUGAGAAGAGAGAAAGAUGAGAUGAAGAAUCAGCUCGUUAGAGAUAUUCAAAAAAACAUUGAAUCAGUUGAAGCAUUUCUAAACGAAGAAUUAUCAAAAUUCGAUAAAAACGAAAGAUCGAAACAACACAAUGAACUCGAAGAGAAAAAUCAGCAACUGAGGAAACUACAGAGCCAAGUGUUGGAAGCAACAGAGAAUGAACAUCGUUUGAAAGAAACAAUUGAAAAGUUAUUACACGAGCAAAGUAUAAAUAAGGAUGUUGCUUCUCGCUUGUUAAUUGAAAAAGAAGAGCAGUUCAAGAAAACUAUUAAUGGCCUUGUCGAAAAUCAUGCAGUACAAAUAGCAGAAAUUACUGAAAACUGGGAGCAUGAAAAAAGAAUGCGAAUAGAUUUGGAAAGAUCUCACCAUGCUGAAAUUCACAAAAUCAAGCAGGAAUACUCUGAAAAACUUGAGCAUCUGAACAUUCAGUUAAAAGAAAAACAGGAGUUGCUGGAUCAUGCUGUAAUCAGAGCUAAUAACAUGGAGAAAGAAAUGAACAACAUGAAAACAAAACUCAUGUCUGAUCAAAGUGAAAAGAAAACCACAUCAGACCGCACCGAUUUGUUGGCUCAGCAGGUUACCAUUCUCGAGCAAGCGUUGCUAGAGAGCAAGGAAAAGGAAGACAAGUUAGUUGCUAACAUCAAAGACGAAAGAGAGAAACAUAAGAGAGAAAUUGAAGAAUUGCAAACCUCUCAUAAUAACGAGCUAAAACAUUACACGGAAUUACAGCAAGAGAAGAUUCAAUUAGAACAGAGUUUGGUUGAAAUGGAGGAACGAAUCAAGAAUACUACUUCAGCUAGCAAUGAUAAUGCUAGAAAACACGAACAGGAAAUGCAAGACCUGAAGGCCAAAAUUGUUGGUCUUGAGAAGGCGCUGGAAUUGAGAAACGUUGAAAAUGAAAUGUCAAUGCUACGUCAAAUAGAACAAAAGGACCAGGAGUUAAAGUCAAUGAAGAUGCAAUGCAUUGAACUCAACAAUGUAAUCUCAUCGUUAAAUAUCAAAAUUAGGGAGCUGGAGUCUUGCCGAGAUAUGGACCGUAAGACUUGGAUAGAAAGCGAGUCAUCUUUGAAAGAGAACCUGUCAGAAGUCUUCUCUCAACUCAACAGAUCUAAAGAGAAGAUUAUUUUACUUGAAGACGACAUUGCUUUGAAGGAUUCAACCAUAAAAGAACUGGAAAAUAAGGGUUCUGAAAGCUUGCAGCAAUUGUUGAAGCUGCAAUCAACUUUAACUGAGAGAGGAAAUGUCAUUUUGAACAUGGACAGAGAAAUGAAAAGUCUAAAAGAGGAAAAUACUGCUCUGAAAACAGAAAUUGAAAACAAACUCAGAGAGGUACAAGACAUGGAUCAAAACCUUAGGGAAGGUUCAUCGAAAAUAUCGACUUAUGAGGUUGAGAUUCAAUCACUGAGAGAACUGAUCAACACCAACAAGGAGAUAAUUACAAAGUUAACAUCUGAAAAGUCUAUGAUGGAAAAGCAAAUUAGCACUCUCCUGCAUGAUGCCUCAUCAUCCACUGACCAACUUUCAAUUGAGAAGAACAAUUUAGAGCUAGAAAAGUCAAAGUUAGAAGUGGCAUAUCAACAUGCAGUUGAAUCUUCAAAAAAACAAAAAGAAAAGCUGCAAACACUUUCAAAUAAGGUAUUAGAGUUGGAAAGAUUGCUCGUUGAAAAGAAUAAUGAGUUGAAAAAUUUACAAACUGCCUGUCAUGCAACUGAUCAAAAGUUCAAUGAAUUGUUGAGCGAGUUAAACAAAACCAAAGAGGAACAUUCCAUCCAAUUGGUCGAAAAGGACAGAAUGAUAUCUUCUCUAGUUCAAAAGUCAACAGAACUGACCAAAAAGCUUGCAGAACAUUCCAGUAAUGACCAAAUUAAAAAAGAUCUAGAAAAGGAAAAUAGUGUGUUAAAGGAAGAAAUUCUAUCUCUAAGCAAAGAAAAGGAUGUCAUAGUGGUGGAGCAAGAAAAGCUAUCUAAACUUGUACAUAGUUUAAACAAAAGUAUUGACGAUUUGAAAAAGGAAAAAAACGAGCUACAAAGACAGAUAAUUAGCUCCAACAAUGGUGACAACACUUCUACGGACGAAAAGUGUAAGAUCUAUGAAUCUCAAGUUCAAACUCUUUCUUCCAAAAACAAGGAUUUACUGGAAAUGCUCGAAAAACACAAGAGUGAGCUCAUCACACAACAAAAUUUUACUGCUGAGAUUGAAAGAAAAUUGAAACAGUCCGAAGCUGUUACUGAAAACAUUCGAAAGGAAUUGCAGGAGAAGCAAUCAUUGAUUAGCGUUAUCAAGGCAGAGCUCUCCAAUAAGGAUGCGGAACUGAAAAAUUCCAAAACGUUAUGCAGUGACUCUAUAAAUGCCAUUAAGAAACUUGAGUUGUCUGUUCAGGAUAGAGACAGAGAAAUAAUCAGGUUGAAGAAAGAGUUAGAAAAGAACAUUAUACUUUUGGAAAAGGGUAAAACAGAAAUUACUCAUCACGCUACUGAAAAAUUAAGUUCAGAUGCAAAGAGUUCUGCUUUACCAACAACGUCAUCCGAGGUAACACAACUUCGCAAUGAACUUGCGCAAACAAAGUUGGAAUUGGAAAAUGUUAAAGACAAGCUACAAAGCUUGUCCAGCGAGCAGAAGAAGAAUCAAAUUUUAAUUGACAUUUCCACAAAACCAACCUCUAAGGAAAAAAUUCUUUCUCAUAUUCAAACAUUAAUCAUUGCUGUGGAAAAAGCAAAACAAGAAAAAUACCACUACAAGAAGAUAUGCAAGCAGUUGGAGGAAGAGUUAGAAAAGUGUAAAAAGUUAGCUCUCAACUCGCCCCGUCAACAACAGAACAUUGAAAAGCUCAUGAAAUGUGAAAACAUUAUCAAAGAAGCGCGUGCAAACUUAAAACGUCUGGGCUCCUUAAACGAUUAA